This is a messenger RNA of Cydia fagiglandana, 2856 nucleotides long. It is a transcript of the gene alpha-Man-Ia, whose product is annotated as mannosyl-oligosaccharide alpha-1,2-mannosidase IA. The record is from RefSeq and is a predicted model, not a curated record. The coding region runs from base 130 to 2127 and encodes 665 amino acids. NCBI's taxonomy places the organism in Eukaryota, Metazoa, Arthropoda, Insecta, Lepidoptera, Tortricidae. The transcript has 10 exons. Gene Ontology annotation, molecular function: mannosyl-oligosaccharide 1,2-alpha-mannosidase activity; calcium ion binding. Gene Ontology annotation, cellular component: Golgi membrane; endoplasmic reticulum. Gene Ontology annotation, biological process: mannose trimming involved in glycoprotein ERAD pathway; carbohydrate metabolic process.
CUGUGUUCCUUCAACUCUGUUGGCAGCUUGGCAGAUGUUUAAUGGCGACCGCUAGUGACGGGUCGCCUGCAUGACCUGUCAUCCACGAACUAUUUACCGUAGAACCUUAGGGCAUUUGUUUACGUAAAUAUGACGGGCAUAUUACCAUCGUACCAACGCUUUGUUAACGGGGUUCCAGUGCCGUCCAUAUCUCGGCGGUCGUUCCGCCUUCGGGAGAAAUAUUUGAUUGUUUCUGUACUUUUGACAUUCGGAAUCGUGUGGCUAGGAGCGCUGUUCUAUUUGCCGGAAUUCAAAAGUUCCACGAGUGUGAACGAUAGUGUGUAUAAUGUGUACAAGCGUAUUCAGAAAGCGGGGCCGGAGCUGCUGAUGCCGCCUCCGCUGGCGCAGAAUGAGUUGGGAGACUUCCCUGCGGCUGCUCACCACGGGGAGUCGGACGGGGAGGAUCCUCACGUGGCCGAGGACAGGAACCGUCUGCGUGCUAAGAUAGAGGAGGAUAUGGGCAUGAAAGUGCUGGAGAGGCCUCAGUUUGAGGCUGUAGCGUCUGCCUCCUCAUCUAAAGGCACAAGUAAGAGGCCUGUGGAUGCUCUUGAGGAGCCCGCUGCGGGUAAUAAUGCUGCAAGCAAAAAUGUGUCCCCGUCUGAGCCUAAAUUGGAAGGCUCUGAGAACCAGUAUGCAGUUGUGGCGCUGAGUUCAAAUGCUGAUCCGGACAUCAAGCAUAAACUAGGAGUUGUUAAAGAGAUGAUGCGACAUGCGUGGAACAACUACAAGCUCUAUGCGUGGGGCAAAAACGAGCUGAAGCCGAUCUCCAAACGCGCGCACCUCUCCAGCGUGUUUGGUAACGGCGAGCUAGGCGCCACCAUCGUCGACGGACUCGACACGCUGUACCUAAUGGGGCUGCGGGACGAGUUCCGGGAGGGACGCGAGUGGGUUGCGGAACAUCUACAUAUUGGAGAUGUCGAUUCCGAUCUGUCGGUGUUCGAGACGAACAUCCGCUUCGUCGGCGGUCUGCUGUCCUGCUACUCAUUAACCGGCGACAGCCUCUUCAAGGACAAGGCGGUGGAGGUCGCCGACGCGCUGUUGCCAGCUUUCGAGACCCCUACCGGCCUGCCGUAUGCUCUCAUCAAUCCCUCAACUAAGGCGAGCCGGCAGUACCACUGGGCGGGACCCAACAGCAUUCUGUCAGAGAUCGGCACCCUCGAUCUUGAAUUCAAGUAUUUGAGCGACGUCACGGGGAAAGAUGUGUACAGAAAAAAGGUGGAGCGCAUCCGGGACGUGCUAAACAACAUCGAGAAGCCGAGCGGACUGUACCCUAACUUCAUCAACCCUCGCACCGGACAGUGGGGACAGAGGCACAUGUCCCUCGGAGCGCUCGGCGACUCCUUCUACGAGUAUCUCCUGAAGGCGUGGCUGAUGUCCGGACAGACGGACGAGCAGGCACGCGCCAUGUUCGACGAAGCCAUGCCCGCUGCCUUGGACAAGAUGCUGCGGGUGUCGCCUUCUGGGCUCUCGUAUCUCGCUGAGAUGAAGUAUGGAAGAAUAUUGGAGGAGAAGAUGGAUCACUUGUCGUGCUUUGCAGGUGGCAUGUUCGGACUGGCUUCCACGACACUGGAAAACACGCUAUCAGAACGGUACAUGGACGUGGCCAAGAAGCUGACACACACCUGCCACGAGAGCUACGCGCGCUCCGAGACCAAAUUAGGACCCGAGGCCUUCAGAUUUUCAGGUGCAGUUGAAGCUAGAGCGCAAAAGAGCAACGAGAAAGUAUACCUACUACGACCGGAGACCUUCGAGAGCUACUUCAUCAUGUGGCGUCUGACCAAAGACCAGAAAUACCGGGAUUGGGGUUGGGAGGCUGUGCAGGCUUUGGAGAAGCACUGCCGCGUGGAGGGCGGGUACACGGGUCUGGUGAACGUGUACCACAGCAAGCCGCAGGGCGACGACGUGCAACAGAGCUUCUUCCUUGCCGAGACGCUCAAGUAUCUGUACCUGCUGUUCGCGGAUGACUCGCUGGUUCCGUUGGCCGAAUGGGUGUUCAACACAGAGGCGCACCCGCUGCCCGUACGGAACAAGAACCCCCUGUACCGCCCCGCGCACCCCGCCGACGCCAGCAUAGACAACCAACUCUAAAACUACGUCACACAUUAGGUUGGCUAGUCUAUGGUAGAAAUAUCUCAAUUACUGGGAUUUUCGGGUAAACGGGUGACAUUUUAAUGGCAAUAUGGGACUUUAAAAUACCGCUAUGGGAUUUUGCGCUGGUGGCCUAGCAGUAAGAGCGUGCGACUUGCAAUCCGGAGGUUCAAACCCCGGCUCGCACCAAUGAGUUUUUCGGAACUUAUAUACUAAAUAUCAUUUGAUAUUUACCAGUCGCUUUUCGCUGAAGGAAAACAUCGUGAGGAAACCGGACUAAUAGCAAUAAGGCCUAGUUUCCCCUCUGGGUUGGAAGGUCAGAUGGCAGUCGCUUUCGUAAAAACUAGUGCCUACAUCAAAUCAUGGGAUUAGUUGCCAUGCGGACCCCGUGGCAAAAUGCCAGGAUAACGCGAGGAAUCAUAUGUUGCCAUCAAAAUAUGACCCGUUUAAAAAGAUCUUUAGAAUUGAACUGAGCUGAAAUGAUUGCUAAUACAAGGGUACAAACGGCAACACUCCUAACUGUACAUCGGUGGACCUUAUUACAAAAGGCAUAAGGUCCACCGAUGUACAAUUAACAGUGUGGGCGAUGGUACAAGACAUGAAAGCACGAUUAGUCGACUUUUAGCAGUACUUUUUAAGAUUGUGUAUGGUCUAAAGGGGCCCACAGAUUACCAGUUCGCCGGACGAUAUCAGCCCGUCAGUUGUACAGAACUGUCACCUUUUGCGUUU